Molecule: messenger RNA, 1777 nt
Organism: Cornus florida
Lineage: Eukaryota; Viridiplantae; Streptophyta; Magnoliopsida; Cornales; Cornaceae
Exons: 7
Coding region: 168-1502 (444 amino acids)
Biological process (GO): phospholipid metabolic process
Source: RefSeq, a predicted model, not a curated record
CCCUCUCUCCCUCGCCGCUCACGCGCUUGACCACUCUCUCUGGACGAACCAUGGAUCAACAACAGUUCUAAUCUCUCUCUAAAGUUCAUUUGUUUCUCUCUGUAGAAAAUUUUCAAAGGUUUGUCUAGAUUUUUGAACGACUCUCUCUUUCUUUGGAUUGGAUCGUGAUGGUUGGGGAGUGGAUUGACGGAGGUGAUCUAUGGAUGGACAAGGCUCGGUCACUGCAACUUCGGUUCAGGGACCGUUUCAGAGUCGCCGUCGAUCGGCACCGUCGCCGUCAGAGGCUCACCGACGGUUACUUCUCGUCGACGAUGCAACGAUGGAUGCAACGCUUCAGAAAAUUUCGCACAGAUUCCUUGCCUUCUUCCUCGGUUUUCUAUCGCAAAAGAGUUAGUAUGGAAAUCGAUGGAGAAGAAGAUUCCAUUCUCACUCGCAUGCUUCAGGUUGUGGCCGUUCCUGUUCUUGGAAACGUUUGUCAUGUUUUCAUGAAUGGCCUUAAUCAUGUCCAGAUAUACGGUGCAGAAAAACUACAUCAGGCAUUGCUGCACAGACCGAAGAAUAAGCCUCUCAUUACGGUGAGCAACCAUGUUGCUUCUUUGGAUGAUCCACUAGUUAUUGCUUCACUGCUUCCAAAAAGUGCUCUAUUUAAUCCUCAUAGCUUGAGAUGGACACUUUGUGCUACUGAUCGAUGUUUCCGUAAUCCAGCAACAUCUGCUUUCUUUAGAUUUGUCAAAGUUUUACCUGUUUCUCGUGGUGAUGGGAUUUAUCAGAAGGGGAUGGACGUGGCUAUCUCAAAAUUGAAUCGUGGUGGAUGGGUUCACAUAUUCCCAGAAGGUAGUCGUUCUCGAGAUGGUGGAAGAACCGUGGGGUCUGCGAAGAGAGGAGUUGGAAGGUUGGUCUUGGAUGCAGAUAAUAUCCCCAUGGUUGUCCCAUUUGUGCAUACAGGGAUGCAAGAGAUCAUGCCUAUUGGAGCCACGUUUCCCCGGAUUGGCAAGACAGUGACGGUGCUUAUUGGUGAUCCUAUACAUUUUGAUGAUUUACUAAAUAUGGAAGAGGAUGGAAGAAUAUCAAGAGGGAACUUAUAUGAUGCUGUAACUUCAAGAAUUGGCCAGCGACUACGGCAAUUAAAACACCAAGUAGACAGAUUGGCCCUUGAACAAUCACAAGAUUCCACAGAAACCGAGUCGGAGUAUCUUUAUCCUGAAGAUGAUUCCACAUCACCGGGACAUGAUUUCCAGGCGGAACAAAAGAUGAACAAGAUUCAUCAGAAACAGUCCGAUUCAAUGGGUUUCUCAUAUGAAAGUGGAAUGGUGUCAAGAAUCCGAGGCUAUAUGGACCCGAGUGAACUCAUGGGAUUUGCUGCCCGAGGCUUGUUUAUGAGUCAGAGGACAAAUGAGAAUAUAAUUGGUGAUCAAGGGGUUGGACCCUUGAGGGCAUUGAAUAACUUCUGGAAAUUAGUAUAUGACAAUAGUAGAAUUCCUGUCCCAAUGGUGACUGUGUAAUUAGAGAUUUUGGUUUCUGUAUUCAUAUGGAUGAAGAAGAUAGUAGUAGUUACAGCAGUUUUGACCCGGUUUAUUCGUAGGUUCUGUGAUGGGUUUGGAAACCUUAGCUUGGGCUUGCUCGGGUUGUUUGUGAGUGGGCAUGGUUUGUCUCAGCCUAGUGAGCUCAUAAUUUUUCUUUGUUUACUUUCUUCGAACAUUUGUUUUUUAUUAUGAAAGUGGCACAUUGGAGUGUCUUGGACAAGCCAAAUAAAAGCUAAUGCUAUGUUAGAGACGGA